AGCUUUCAGACGGGCACACACACACACACACACAGACCUUUAGAAACGUUGCAAAGAUGCUCUGUGUCAGAACAUAUCGAGAGCAGCCACUGGGGAUGCCUUGCCAACACAAAUCUAUUCUGGAGAGAGUUCUUAUGGUGGACCAGAUCCUGUCGGAGUUCCAGCUGAAGAAGGAGCAGUUGCGAGAGGUGAUGAAGCGGAUGCAGCAGGAGAUGGAGCGAGGCCUACGUCUGGAGACGCACAACGAGGCCAGCGUCAAGAUGCUGCCCACUUACGUCCGCUCCACCCCGGAGGGCUCAGAGGUGGGUGACUUCCUGGCUCUGGACCUGGGAGGCACCAACUUCCGUGUGAUGCUGGUGAAGGUGGGCGAGGAUGAGGAGAAGGGCUGGAAGGUGGAGACCAAGCACCACAUGUACUCCAUCCCCCAGGACGCCAUGACGGGGACCGCUGAGAUGCUGUUUGACUACAUUGCUGAGUGCAUCUCUGACUUUCUGGACAAACACCGAAUCAAACAUAAGAAGCUUCCUCUUGGAUUCACCUUCUCUUUCCCGGUGCGGCAUGAGGACCUUGAUAAGGGCAUUCUGUUGAACUGGACCAAAGGCUUCAAAGCCUCUGGGGCUGAGGGGAACAAUGUUGUGGGGUUACUGAGAGACGCCAUCAAGAGAAGAGGGGACUUUGAAAUGGACGUGGUUGCCAUGGUGAAUGACACCGUAGCCACCAUGAUUUCCUGUUACUAUGAAGACCACAGCUGUGAAGUGGGCAUGAUUGUUGGCACAGGCUGUAACGCGUGUUACAUGGAGGAGAUGCGGACGGUGGAGCUGGUGGAGGGGGAGGAGGGCCGCAUGUGCGUGAACACGGAGUGGGGUGCGUUCGGGGCCAACGGCGAGCUGGAGGAGUUCCGACUGGAAUACGAUCGGGUGGUGGACGAAACCUCUCUCAACCCUGGCCAGCAGCUGUAUGAGAAGCUGAUCAGUGGCAAGUACAUGGGUGAGCUGGUGCGCCUGGUGUUGCUGAAGUUGAUCAACGAGGACCUGCUGUUUAACGGCGAGGCUUCUGACAUCCUCAAGACCAGAGGGAGCUUUGAGACACGAUUUGUGUCGCAGAUUGAGAGUGACUCAGGAGACAGGAAACAGAUCUUCAAUAUCCUGAGCACGCUCGGGGUCCUGCCAUCUGAGAUGGACUGUGAUAUUGUGCGUCUAGUGUGUGAACGGGUCUCCACGCGGGCUGCCCAUAUGUGUGCAGCCGGACUGGCUGGUGUCAUCAAUCGCAUGCGGGAGCGCCGCAGCCAGGAGGCGCUCAAGAUCACUGUGGGCGUGGACGGGUCCGUCUACAAACUCCACCCUCGUUUCCAAGAAAGGUUUCACACGAUUGUGCGGGAACUCACGCCAAGCUGUGACAUCACUUUCAUCCAGUCUGAGGAAGGAAGUGGACGAGGUGCUGCACUGAUCUCUGCAGUAGCUUGCAAGAUGGCCGCUUGCAUGUUGACCCACUAGGGGAUGCUGAUGGUACCCUCUGGGUGUCAAGUGGAGGAAGAAUUCGGACUGCGGGACAGCUGGACUACAUUGUUAGCUACAGCUCAUGCACGUCUUCUCUUAGAUCUCUCUCCAGAUGGAAGAAUUAGUUGGAAGCGCAAGGCUCUCAGUGUAAACAGUGGACAUCAUUACCUCUGGGGCAACUCACCAUACACAGAGAUUGUAUAAUCAUCAAAGUGUAAAACACUGGGUAGCUCUUCCACAGAACUCAUGAUUGUCAUAUCCUGUCACCGAAGCUUUUGAUCUCAGUGUCUAUGAGCAUGUACAUAGGCUAGGUUCCUACAUCAAAUAUUUCAAACACCUCAUGAUUUACAAAGGGUCCUGUUUACAUUUUAAACACUUACCACAUUUUAAACACUUACAUUUAUUAACAUAUUUUAUUCAAUGAUCCAUUAACACUGGAAUAGGCUACGUUUGGAUAGGAAAGUUGUUGGCCUUUUGGAAGCGCUGAUAGGUGAUGAGACUUGAAGUUCUGAGAUGAACAGUUACCAUAGAUAGAAAGAAGAGGAGGAAGAAUAAUAUACUGUAUUAUAUCAGAGGUGUUAUAAAGGUUAUUUAAGACUUUGAUUAUAUCCUCAGCUGAUCUUUUUGCUGAACUUGUGUAAUAAUUGAUUGACCAUUUUAUUUAUUGACUUGUAAAUGAACGUGUAGCCUGAUAGCUGUUAAACCCUCUGAUAUUCAGCACUAGAUGAAUGAACUGUGCUUUGUACUUGUGAAAUUACUACACGAAUGUAAAU
This is a messenger RNA of Sardina pilchardus (European sardine), 2269 nucleotides long. Its product is annotated as hexokinase-4-like. Gene Ontology annotation, cellular component: cytosol; mitochondrion. The transcript has 10 exons. NCBI's taxonomy places the organism in Eukaryota, Metazoa, Chordata, Actinopteri, Clupeiformes, Clupeidae. Gene Ontology annotation, biological process: glycolytic process; glucose 6-phosphate metabolic process; glucose metabolic process. Gene Ontology annotation, molecular function: D-glucose binding; glucokinase activity; ATP binding. The record is from RefSeq and is a predicted model, not a curated record. Bases 57 to 1493 code for a protein of 478 amino acids.